AUGGGAUCAAACACAGUCGUUGAUGCACUAUUUCAAGAGGGAACAUCUCAAGUUCGACCACCAUACUUCAAUGGACAACAUUUCUCUCAUUGGAAGGUGCGUAUGGAAACAUACACCAUGUCUUAUGACAUCAAAGUCUGGCGAGUGAUCAAAAAGGAAAAUCUUCCAAUUCCCCCAAGGAAAGACAAAAAUGGUCAAGUUAUAAUAUCUACUGAUCCACUUGACUUGGAUGAUUUCACCGAUGAGCAAGCUGCUGUUAUAACUGUAAAUGCCAAAGCAAAAAAUUUGUUGUACAAUGCUAUCAAUGGUGAAGAAUAUAAAAAAAUCUCAAGCUGUGAAACUGCUAAGGAAAUGUGGGAUAAAUUGGAAGUCACAUAUGAAGGGACAAGCAAAGUAAAAGAAACAAGGAUAAAUCUAUUGGUUCGAGAGUAUGAGCUAUUUCAAAUGAAGGAUGGAGAAUCUGCUGAAGCAAUGUUCUUCAGUUUCAGCAAAAUUCUUGGAGAUUUGAAAUCCUUUGGUAGAACAAUAAAAAGUGGAGAACAAGAUCUUGAUAAAAUGUCCUACGAUGAACUCAGAGGUGAUCUAAUUGCUUUUGAGAAAACUCACUUGCAUAGACAGAUUCAACAAGAAAAGAAGAAAACAGUCGCUUUCAAAGCAACUAUGGCUGAACCAGAAGAUGAAGAAGAAAAUGAAGGAGGAGAACAAGAUGAAAACAUAGCCAUGCUUUCUCAAGUUGUAACCAGUAUGAUGAGGAAAAAUAGAAAUAGCAGAAAAGGUAUACCAAAUUUUAGAAAGGGAAGGAUAAACAAUGAAAAUGAUGGAAGAUGCUAUGAAUGUGGUAAACAUGGACACAUUCAAGCUGACUGUCCAGAACAAAAAAAGAAGCUGAGCAGGAAUCUUCAAAGAAAGAAGUCUUUUGGAGCCUGGAGUGAUGAAGAAGAAUUUGAUCAUGAAGAAAUUGCAAACAUGUGCUUCAUGGCCCUAGAAGAUGAUAGCAAUGAAGAAUCAGGAGAGCUUGGGUCCUCAGGAAACAGAGGAAUAAAUGAAAAAGAAGACUCAGAUCAACUUGGUCUCAUGGCAGAUGAACGAACUAGUGAGGUACGUCCCCUAAAUUGCCCUAACUGUUAUGAACAAGAAUUCAUUGAUAUUGCUCUUGCAGAUAUUGAAAGAGUUCUAAAUGAACUUAGAAAGAUUCAAAGAGAAAAGAAAGAAUGGGCUCUGAAGCUAGAGGAACACCGCAAGAAGAAUCGAAAAGGAAAAUGGUAUCUCGAAAGCGUGUGUUCCAGACAUAUGACUGGUGACAAACAACUGUCCAAAACAGUCACUAAACUAGAUGGAGGAACAGUUACAUUUGGAGACAAAUCCAAAGGAAAUGUAAUUGGUGUUGGAAAAGUUCCUCUAAGCCCAACAUGUGAUGUAGAUGAAGUUUACCUGGGUUACUACAUCUCGUCUAUCAGAAGCGAUCAUGGAGGAGAAUUUGAAAGCAGAGCUUUUGAGAACUUUUGCAACGAUCAAGGAAUCUCUCACAAUUUUUCUUCACCUAGAUCUCCACAACAAAAUGGAGUGGUAGAACGUAAAAAUAGAACCCUACAGGACAUGGCAAGAACUAUGAUUGUGGAAAAUCACCUACCUCAUCAUUUUUGGGCAGAAGCUGUAAGCACAGCUUGUCAUAUUAUCAACAGGUGUCUGAUUCGACCAAUUCUUGAAAAGACUCCAUAUGAACUGUGGAAUGAAUCAGUUCAUGUUGUUUUUGUUGAUACUAACCCUCAUCCAAGGAGUGAAAAACCUCCUGAAGAUGAGGAAAUUCCUUUUGUCACUAAAUCUGUCAUUGCAGGAAAAGAUCAUCAAAGUGAGUCAGCUGAUUAG
Molecule: messenger RNA, 1866 nt
Organism: Nicotiana attenuata
Lineage: Eukaryota; Viridiplantae; Streptophyta; Magnoliopsida; Solanales; Solanaceae
Exons: 5
Coding region: 1-1866 (621 amino acids)
Biological process (GO): DNA integration
Molecular function (GO): zinc ion binding; nucleic acid binding
Source: RefSeq, a predicted model, not a curated record